Schistocerca piceifrons (Central American locust) is the source of this 1148-nucleotide messenger RNA. RefSeq names its product CBY1-interacting BAR domain-containing protein 1 (gene Fam92). Lineage: Eukaryota; Metazoa; Arthropoda; Insecta; Orthoptera; Acrididae. The transcript is spliced from 8 exons. Gene Ontology annotation, cellular component: ciliary transition zone; ciliary basal body. Gene Ontology annotation, biological process: cilium assembly. The coding region runs from base 120 to 1094 and encodes 324 amino acids. The record is from RefSeq and is a predicted model, not a curated record.
UGAAGUCGACGUACCUAAUGUGUAAUGUGUUACUGUUUGUCAGUAGGUUAAGUUUUCAUCGUAACUGACACAAAUACUUCGCGUAUACUAACUGAAUCGCCUUUAUGUGAAAAAAGAAGAUGAUGUCCAGCAACCGGGCACAGAAUAUGGCUUGUGAGCAGCAAGCAAAAUUCAUUCAAGAAAGAAUAUCGACAGUUGAAAAACACUUUGCAGACCUCUGUGCAGUGUUUGCAGAAUACACCAGAAAAAAUGCUAGUGUGCGGAAUAAAAAUGAUGAUCUAGCGCAGUCACUACAGAAUUAUGCACAGUCUGAAAAUGUCAACAAAUCCAUGAAAAAUGGUCUACUGGAGUUUUCACAGACGUUAUCAUUUGUAAGUGAUUACAGAGAUGCAAAGGUCAAACGCCUGGAAAAGAAAGUAGUUGAAGAACUGUCGGCAUAUGAUGGAAUAUGCAAACAUGCAAAAGAAACUGUGAAGAAUUCACUUUCUGUCAGAGAUCGAGAACUAGCAAGAAGAAAACAAUUAGAUCGUGUAAGGGAGAGAAAUCCACACAAUAGACAACAGAUUAGCAUAGCCGAGUCAGAGUUGCUAAAAGCAACAGCUGACCUUUCUCGCACAGUCAGAUCUCUUGAAGAACAGACUGACAUGUUUGAGAAGAAAAAGCUACAUGAUAUUAAGUCUAUCAUUUUAAAUUACAUUAUAAUUGAACUAAGCUUUCAUGCAAAAGCUGUAGAAUUAUUUACAAAAGCGUAUCAACAGGUUUCUGAAGUGGAUGAGGAGGAAGACAUGGAGAACUUUCAGCAGUUGAGAGGAAACUUUGAUGGGGAUUUUCGCAAUGCACUUCAGAUUCCCGAUUCAGUAGCACGACUGGAAACAGUGAAAAGAAUGUCAUUUAAAAAUUCUUCAUUUUCUUUGUCGAAUCUGUUUGCUACACCUCAUUCAACACAUGGAGGACUUCAGUCAACUGGAUCAUCUGCAAGGGAAUCUUCUGGAAGUUUGAAGGAACUGUCUCAAGUAGAAGAUUUUGCAACUGGGGAUUCAUCAUCAGUAGCAUCGGAAGAAUAUGAGAAAUAUUCAAGAAAUAGGUCUAAGUAAUCUGUUAUAUUUCUUGAAAAAUAAAUACAUUGAAUUUCUCAGUGAGUACAGUUA